This is a messenger RNA of Branchiostoma belcheri (Belcher's lancelet), 2104 nucleotides long. Its product is annotated as retinal homeobox protein Rx1-like. NCBI's taxonomy places the organism in Eukaryota, Metazoa, Chordata, Leptocardii, Amphioxiformes, Branchiostomatidae. Gene Ontology annotation, molecular function: RNA polymerase II transcription regulatory region sequence-specific DNA binding; DNA-binding transcription factor activity, RNA polymerase II-specific. Gene Ontology annotation, biological process: regulation of transcription by RNA polymerase II. The record is from RefSeq and is a predicted model, not a curated record. The coding region runs from base 868 to 1809 and encodes 313 amino acids. The transcript has 4 exons.
AGUUUACGCAGGGCGCCACAAAAGGGCGGAUUGUUUACGCCGUGCGACCAGGUAAACUGUGAGAUGGUGGGGGUAACUAAUCAGGUGCGCCGCGGCUGAAGGCGAUGACUCGCCCGGCCCAGAACUCGAUAUCUUCCCGCUCAGACAUGAAAGGAGCCGGGAGAUUACGGGUGCAGAUAGCUCGCCCAUCCCUCUCUCUCAGAACCCGCCCGCGUUAUCUAAAUCAUCGCCACUUAAGAGCAGGCGGAAUGAGAACGGCAAACACGGCUUAAAAGUGGCGGUGGCGUAUCGUAGCUGACCAAACAAGCGCCUCAACACUAUGAAAGGGCGGGCUUCCCACCUGAUGUGUAUUGAUAAAACACCGUAAUAAGAUUUCACGGGCAGGCCUGAUAAACGUUAGGAGAUCCGCGGGUGGGGAGAGGAGGGACACGGGAGGUGUGCCACGGGGUCGCGGCGCUGAUUGGUGAAGGAUUUUAAGUGAAUCAUCCUCCCGGAAAGAUCACGUGUUCUGGCGUAGUAUACAACUACGUCAGGCAGUGCGAGCGAGUCAGUCUAGAGUUACGACACGUAUCCGACGCACGACAGAGACACAACCACGCCGAGAUUUUCUUAUUUUCUUGAGGAUUCGAACUCACAACCUGCAGGUUUCCGAGUUCACGACUUUCUUCUCACAGUGUCUACACAGCGUGGCGUACACGUCGGUUGGAAACUUCCGGUAUCCUGUCAGACUUUCGUCCUAGACCAAACAGUAGAGUUCCAACGUUGACAGUUGCACGUUGGGACAAGUAUUUUCACCGCAACAGUGCGCACCUUCAAACAGGAAAGGCCUUUCUACAGAUUUCGAGAGAGAGAGAGAAACUUGCAACGAUGUACGGCUCGUCACCGAUCCUUACCUGUUCGGUUCCCCGGAUCACACCGUACCCACCGCCGCCGCCGAUCUUCUCCAGCGCCCCUGGGUUCCCCACGCCGCCAGCCACUUCUCUACAGUCCGCCCCGUGGCUCCAGAUACCCGUCAGGGCCCCGUACUCCCCGCCGGUACCGUACGUGUACGAAGGCCAGCUCGUCCGCGACAUCCUGCCGACCGACCCCUGCAAACAGGCGCUCCUCAUGGCGUCUCAGGCCGCCGGACUCACAGGUGUCACCGACUACCCAGACGACUCGAAGCCGACGAAGCAGCGCCGGAGCCGGGCGAACUACAGCCAGUGGCAGCUGGAGGAGCUGGAGAAGGCGUUCGAGACCACUCAGUACCCGGACAUCUUCAUGAGGGAGGCGCUCGCUCUCAGACUCGACCUGAUCGAAGCCAGGGUACAGGUUUGGUUCCAGAACCGGCGUGCCAAACUCCGUCGCCAGCUCAAACUACAAGGCAAGGACCCUAAAGAAGCCCUGAAACCACCCAACUCCAACAAGAACAGUGAGGACAACGACAUCGUCAGCGGCAGCGACAGCGACACCGACGACAAAUCCGAGUGCGGCGGCAAGAAGGAGAAGCCGAAAUUCUCCUGGCCGGGGAUGAGACCGAAGGGGGAGCCCGAGAUGGUGGCACCUCCCUUCGCGGGCGUCCUGCAGGGUCUCCCCGCCGGGAAAAAGGAAACGCUCGGUGGGAAAUCCACGGGGUCGAACCAGGUAGAGGAGGCGGGUAGGAGAGACAGCAGCAUCGCCAAGCUCAGGUCCAAGGCCAAGGAACAUCUGGCCAACAUCGAGGCCAUCUGGACGACGGAAAGGAGUGAAAGUGAGAAGGAGGAAGAAACGAGUAGUACGGACUCUGGGAAAGAGAACAUUGAAGUAGACGUUGACGUGGAGAGUUUGUAGCUUCCCCCGUCUCUCAGAUAUGUAGCAUACCUUUUUACUAUUGUAAAAAACAUUUAAUAUGUACCCAGCUACCGGUAUAUUAGCAUAGAAGUUGUUUUUUUAUCUUAAAAAAGUGCGGGUCACUCCGACAAAAUGAAUUCUUUUUUUUUUGUAAUAGCGAAGACAUUGACGUUGUUUUUGUACCUAGCUAGUCUAGGUACAAGCAAGGCAGAAACCAUGCUUCUGUGUCCUUACCAUAUCCCAUCAAGUGUUCCUUAAAACCCCUGAAAUAGUCCCUUUGUUUUGUGGUAAUUUU